UUCUAUUCUAUCAGUGAGCGUUUUUUCAAAAACAAAGCUUAGCUUCAGUUGUCGUCGAUAUACGAAGACAAGGACCAGGGAAGAGAGGUCGGAAAUGGGGAAGUCGUCGACGACCAAGGACGCUCAAGCGCUUUUUCAGUCUCUCCGAUCUGCUUAUUCCGCCACUCCCACUAACCUCAAGAUCAUCGAUCUGUACGUGAUGUUUGCUGUCUUCACUGCUCUGAUUCAGGUAGUUUACAUGGCUGUUGUUGGAUCUUUCCCAUUCAACUCUUUUCUGUCCGGAGUUCUUUCUUGUGUAGGGACAGCAGUUCUCGCUAUUUGUCUCCGUAUCCAAGUGAACAAAGAAAACAAAGAAUUCAAGGAUUUGCCACCAGAACGUGCUUUUGCGGACUUUGUUCUCUGUAAUCUGGUGCUCCAUUUGGUGAUUAUGAAUUUCCUUGGAUAAAGCGGAUUCUUAGGAACAUAGGAUUAUUGUUCAACGAGAUAGUUCCAGGCCAUUGGCUGCCUUUCUUGUUAGGUUGUUAACCAUUUGAGUUCACCAUGUAAAAGAAUCUGUACUUGCUAUUGGAAUAUUUCUUCAAUUACAGGAAAGUUCAAACUGCUGUGGACGAGAAUGACUUAAAAACAUAAAGCUAGUUUUAUCUUUUUGCAGUAUUA
Messenger RNA from Camellia sinensis, 657 nucleotides. It is a transcript of the gene ATDAD1, whose product is annotated as Defender against death (DAD family) protein. Lineage: Eukaryota; Viridiplantae; Streptophyta; Magnoliopsida; Ericales; Theaceae. Gene Ontology annotation, cellular component: membrane; oligosaccharyltransferase complex. Gene Ontology annotation, biological process: protein N-linked glycosylation. The record is from RefSeq and is a predicted model, not a curated record.